This is a messenger RNA of Peronospora matthiolae, 1716 nucleotides long. NCBI's taxonomy places the organism in Eukaryota, Oomycota, Peronosporomycetes, Peronosporales, Peronosporaceae. The record is from the annotation of a GenBank genome assembly.
AUGUCCUCUGCUCAUGAUGCCACCACCAAGAUCUCCAUCGACAAGUUCGACGGCGACAACUACGCGACGUGGAGCCGCUACAUGCGUGGCGUGUUCCUGACCAAGUCGGCGUGGCACGUGGUGAACCGGGAGACCACCCCCACCUUCGCUGAUCCUCGCGCCAGUGACGACUACGUCAAGACGAACAACAUUGUGUUCGGCUUGAUGCUGCUGCACAUGAGCGCGGAUUAUCAUCACGUGGUUGAUGACUGUGAAGAGGCGUGGGUCGCGUGGGCGCGUUUGAAGACGCUGUACGGCGGGUCGCAGAAGGCUGGACGCAUCUACUUGAAGCGCCAGCUGUUCAGCAUGGAGAUGGCGGAAGGCGGCAAUGUGAUGCAUCAUUGCAACGAAGUCCUCAACAUCAGCGCGAAGCUCAGCAGCAUCGGCGCCAAGAUGGAGGACGAGGACGUGGCGAUCUGCUUGUUGCGCAGCCUCCCCAAGAGCUACGAGAACGUCGUUCUCAACUUGGAGAUGAGCAGCGCGGAACUGCGAUCGCGAGACGUCGUGAGAGUGCUCACGAAUGAGCACAUCAAGAGACAAGGUGACAAGACGACAUCGGUGAAGACUGAAGACGCGGCGAAGGCGUUCAGUGCCGAGCGUGAACCUCGCCAGUGUACAUACUGCGGAAAAUUGGGGCACACGGCGGAGCGGUGCUGGACCAAGCAGAAGGACGAAAAUCAAGGUGGAGCUCGACGCGGCGGCAACAAUGCUCGUGGACGCGGAGCCAACAACGUUCAGUGGCGAACCAACAGCAACUACGAUGACAACUACGAUCGAGUUGCGUUCGCGGUUUCGCUGGAGGCUGGACUUUCGACGGGCAAGAAUAUGCCAGGGAUGUGGGCAGUCGACAGCGGUGCGACGCAUCACAUCUGCAACGACAAGGCCAAGUUUACAAGCCUGAAUGAGCGAGAGGAAGGCGAACUAUCAGUGGCUGAUGGCAGCAAGGCUGCGAUCAAGGGUGUGGGAACCAUCAUGGAACGGGUGGUUCUGCCCAAUGGUGACGAACUCGACAUCGAGAUCAAGGACGCACUGUUCGUACCAAGUAUGAGCAAGAAUCUGCUUUCGGUGCCACAGAUCAACAAGGGUGGCAGGUUCCAAGUCGUGUUCGAUGGAUCCAAGAUGCAAGUGAAGCGCAAGAAUUCCACACAAGUCGUGGCAACAGCGGAUCUCGUCGAUGGACUUUACUGGCUGCGGACUCCUCAACGAUCGGCAAAUGCAGCAACACGCAAUGGGACCAUCGACUUGCAUGCGCGCAUGGGUCAUGCACCCCUCGAAGUUCUGCGCAAGAUGGUGGCCACUGGCAUGAUCAAGGACGCCAAGGCACCUCUCAACUCGACUGGUCCAAGUGUGUGUCGCGGUUGCCAGCAAGGAAAGAUGGUUCAAAAACCAUUCCCAACCAACCGUGACAAACGCCAAUAUGGUGUGUUCGAGUUGCUGCACUUCGACAUCUGCGGGCCAAUGGAACAAGUUUCGAUCGGCGGCAGCAGAUACUUACUGCUUGUGGUUGACGAAGCCAGCGGUUGCAUGAAGGGCUUCUGUCUGCGGUCCAAGUCUGAGAGUGAAGACUGUAUCAAGAACCACAUUAUCAAGAUUCAAACUCAGUUCGGCACGAAGAUCAAGUUUGUUCGGCACGAUGGAGCGCAUGAGUUUGCGACCAACUCCAUCAAGACCUUCUAA